GAGGGGGGGAAGGCAGCGAGGAGUGGAGCAGUGGCAGGAACCAGCUCAGAUUUAGUUCUGCCUCUGCCUCCUUUCACUUCCCCUUCUCCAUCUCCUCAUGUGGACAUGAAACUUUGUUAAGACUUUAUUAAAUGUGGAGCCUUUUCUUUCAAAGCAAAACCAUGACCUGUCCAGCCUUGGGCUGUUCUUUUCUAUUUGCUAGCUCUACAUAAGAAUUCUAUUUCUCUAAAUAAGAAUUCUAUUUAUCUAAAUAAGAAUUCUAUUUCUGCAUGCAAAUACAAAUUUAUUUGAGUGGCUGGCAAAGCUGGCUCAGUAAAAAGAAUUGUAGAGCAGAGUUCUGGUCAAAGAAGUGACUUUAAAAAGCUGCUGCACAUUCCAGCUCCACAUCUCCAGGUACAUGUUUAUCUUACAAAUCUACUGUGAUUACUGACAAAAAUUGGGGUUUAAUCUGGUUAUCCCGCCACUGCUAAUGCAGCUGUGGAAGAGCAGGGCUGGAGUUUUGUGUGCCUCAGCUUUCAUUAACAUAAUUAGCAGCUCAAGUUGCAGGCCCUGAAUCCUUUAUGGCAAUAGCUGACGAUGUGUGGAGCAGGGAGAAUGUUGCUUGGAUUUUGGAUACCCAGCAGAGCAGCCAGGGGAGAAAAUCUCAUUUUGAUUUUCACAUUUUUGAACAAAGAGUUUUGCAAGGCCUCGGCUCUCCUGUGCUGGGGAGUUGGGGCCUCCUCCAAAAAAAAAUCUCUGCUGGGGAUUCACCUUCUAAAAGAUCUGCUCAUCUGAGGGUCUGGCCAGGAGAAAGGAGGGAAAUCCCCUCACUCCAGUGCUGGGAAAAAGCCCAGCAUGAAGGGAGUGAUGGAGUUAGAGCCCGUCAGCCCCACGGAUCUCUCCAAGCUGGAGCAUGGCUUGGGGCUGGUUCCCAGCCAGAUGUGCCCCCAGGAGCUCCCAGCUGAGGCAGGACCCCCAAGAGCUCUGCCACAGCAUUUCCCAGGCAAGGGAAUGCAUUUCCUCUCCAGGCAAGGCUGGGCUGGCAGAGCAGAGCAGCCCCUCUGCCGAGGCAGGACACGGCUCCCCAGACCCCUCCGUGGUGCUGCUGGCUCUCAGGGACACCUUUUCCCCAGAGCUCUCUCUCUCCUUCUCCAUGGAGAGCCGCUCCUGCCGCUGCCGCAAUUCCCAGCUCCAGGAAGCUGCCAGGAAGAAGCUGUGGGCUCUGGAGAGCGAUGACAGAAGUGUCUGUGCCCUGUUCAAGGAGCUCUCAGCCAGGCUGGUCUGCACGCAGGCACAUGAGGAUCGCUUCCUCCUCACCUUCAAAACCCUGGAGGAGGUCUGGAAGUUUUCCACCUAUCUGACUUUAGGGUACGUGGGGACCUGCCUGGAGCAGCUGCUCCUUGCCCAGGAGUUCUGGCUGGACUGUGCCCUGGUGGAGGACACGGAGCUCAGGGUCACCGUGGAUGAGGAGCACCUGGCCACCAUCUACAUGGAUCUGCUCCUGCAGGAAGGGAACUUUUUCUGCAGGGCGGUGCCUGGCGUCUGCAAGGUGGAGCAGGAGGGAGAGGAGGGUCUGCAGCUCUGCAGGAACGAGCUGAUCCAUGUGAAGAGCGUUGGGCAGGAUUCCAAAUGGGAAGGGAUGUCCCUGCUGACGGGGCAGCGAGGCGUGGUGCCCGUGACAGCUCUGGAGCCAAUACCUCACCCCUUUUACCAGUGGUUCCUGAGGAAUUAUGCUGUGAGCUUUGGCCUCUCCCAGGAGAUCAGUGGGACGAGCUCUCGGGCCAUUGUCAGAGGCAGGUGCAUCGCCACCAAGGACCACAGAGGAGCAGCGUGGGAUGAGCUGAGCUUCUCCAGAGGAGAUCCUAUAGAAAUCAUUGGUUUCUUCAUCCCUGGGCUGCCCUGGUUUGUGGGCAAAUCCCUCAGCACCAGGAGCAUUGGCUUCGUUCCCACCCGCCACGUAAAUCCCGAGGCUUGCGAACCUCUGGGAAAGGGCUUUGUGUUUCUGAGUGAAGAGGAGAAGUCCCCAGUGCUGCACCUCCCCUGCAAUGGUGACGAGCAGCACUUUGCCACCCUCCUGGGGGACCUGGCACACACGGACAUCACCUCUGUGUACAGGAUGGCUGGGUUUGAAGCCACAGCCAUGUUCCCACAAGUGCCACCAGAGGCCGCUCUCCAUGGCAGUAGAGAAAUCCAAGUGCUCCAGUCUUGGGAGGAAAUCAACGACUGGGCUACCAGCAGCACCUCAGAGCUGUCCAGCCCGGGCAGUGAAACAGCCCCUACCACCCUGGACGAUGUUCUCCUGGAGAAGCUGGAUGACUUGGAUUAUCCCAAAUUCUUCAUCGACCUCAACACUGGACACAUGGAGGAUGCUGAUGUCUUUGACCCCAUAUUGACCUUCCUCAACCAAGACAGUUUCGUGCCCAGUUUUCAAAGCUUUUAUGAUCUCAGCUUUUCCUUUCUCCACUCCACUUUUUAUGGUUUCUCUGAUGAGGAUGAACUGGUCCUGUACCUCGAGACUUCCCGGAACUGGGCCAAGAGGACUCGUUCAGUUUGGGCUCACGUCAGGCUCUGUUUCCUCUUGGGUAAGCUCUGCAUCAAAAAGGUCAAGUUCUCCCAGGCCCGGGUGUACUUUGAGGAAGCCAUGAGUGUCCUGGACAGGGGCUUUGGGGACCUGCCCCUGCUGGCAGCGCUGCACGUCAGCCUCGCCUCCAUCUACCUGAAGCAGAACAUGAAGCACAAGUUCUCCUCGCUGCUGGGGAAGACGGUGACGCUGCUCGUGUGCCUGCCUGGCCGCUCCUUCAGCUCGGAGAACGAGCUGGAGCUCCUCACCUACGUCCUGAGGGAAUCCAUCGCUGUGGGCAACGCUCCGCUGGAGGCCCGGAUCUGCUUCCUCAUUGCCAAGCUCUUCCUGCAGCUGGGCAGAACCGAGGAGGUGCUGCCCUUUUUGGAGCACCUCCAGUGCCUCAGCAGCGCCUGGCUCAGCCCAGGCACCCGUGCUGGGCCCCUGGAUGCCACCGCCACCUUGGGCUACCUCUAUGACAAGAAGUGCCUGCCGAACAUCGCGCUGGCCUCCGUCAGGUCCUUCGUUCCCAGCGGCGCCAAGGGGACACCCAGCCCCAUCUGGAGAGCUGGCUUCAUCCUCCAAAACGCUUCCAAGCUCCAGGGGAAGCAGCAGGCGGACGGGCGCAGCAUGCCGGCGCUGGCCUGUCCGUACCUGGCGCAAGCGCUGCGGUUCUGCUGCGAGAGCAGGGCGGUGCCCAUGCAGAGGACGCUCUGCACGGUGCUCUCCAGGACGUGCCUCCAGCACGGGCUGCUGGACGGGGCCGCUCGUUACGCAGCCAGGGCGGCAGCUCUGGGCGGGCUGCUGGGUGAGGAGGAGGCCUUGGAGUCCUCGCUGGCCUUGGGCUGGGUGCUGCUCCUGCAGCAGCGGCCGGGCCCUGCCGGGGACGUGCUGCGGCCGCUGCUGCGCUCCCUGCGCGGUGUGGCCAGCGAGACGCCCGGCGGGGCCGUGCACAACCUGCUGGCCAUGGCCCUCGCGGCCCAGGGCCGUGUCCAGGAGGCCGCGGAGAACUUCCUGAGGGCCCUGCACAAGGCCAAGGAGACGGGCAGCAGGAGGAACCAGGCCGUGUGCCUGGCCAACCUGGGCCAGCUGAGCCUCUCGUGUGGGGCCGCCCAGCUGGCCGAGCUCUACCUGCUGUGGUCAGUGCGGCUCUACGCCGAGCUCCAGGGCCGCCACGAGCCGGACACGGAGCUGGCACAGGCGCUGCUGUGGCUGGCACAGGCCAUGCUGGACAGGCAGAGGGUGGGAGAUGCCAAACUCUGCUACGAACUGGCGCUGGGGUUUGCCCUGAAGUGGCAGAACCUGAGGAGUCAGCUGCACGCCACGGAGCGUCUGUGCCACUUCUACAGCCGAGUGUGCCCCGACCUGCGGGCCUGCAUCACCUACCACGAGCACUGGGCGUCCCUGGCACGGCAGCUGCAGGACAGGGAGCUGGAGGCCAGUGCCAGGCAGGCUCUCAGCCGGCUCUACCAGGCUGUGGGCACACCUGAGGCAUUGAGACAAUCCCUGGACUGCACCAAGCAGAGCCUGAGGAUCUUCAUCGACCUCGAGGAGGCUGCGAAGGCAGCAGAGGCCUGGCUGCAGGCAGGAAAACUCUAUUAUCUCCUGCAGGAGGACGAGCUGGUGGAAAUGUACUUCCAGGCAGCCAUCCAGACUGCUCUGAAAGGGGACAACGUCUCCUUGGCCAUGGAUCUUUAUGAGAAAGCAGGUGACACCUUCUUCAACGGCAGCCGGAACAGGGCCCGGGCAGUGGAGUUUUACAGGGGAGGUGCUGUGCCCUUGGCCAGGAAACUCAAGGCCACCCAGACAGAGCUGCGGCUGUUCAAUAAACUGGCAGAGCUGCAGAUCAGCCUGCAGGGCUACGAGAAGGCUCUGGAGUUUGCCACGCUGGCAGCCAGGCUCAGCCUCAGGGUCGGGGAUCAGCUGCAGGAGCUGGUUGCCUUCCACCGCCUGGCCACAGCCUAUGACUUGCUGCACAUGCACGAGAUGGCCGAGGAUUGCUACCUGAAGACCCUGGCCAUGCGUCCCCCCGUGCUGCAGGGCUCAGCAGAGGCCCUGUACUACUGCAAGGUCUACUGGCACCUGGGCAACCUGGCUCUGCACAAGCUGCAGGAUGAAGAGGAUGCAGCCUCCUACUUCCUGCUGGCCCUCGCUGCAGCUGCCGAGCUGGGAGACCAGGAGCUGCACGCCCGGCUCCGUGCCAAGCUGGGUGCCAUCCCCGGAGCCCCGGGGGCACCUGAGGGCACGCCAGGCUGUGCCACAGACCGGCCACGGUGGCUGAGCCAAGGUGGCCGCGUGGUGUGACCCGUCUGCCAGCCUGGGGACACCAGUGGAGCCAUCCAGCAAGGUCCAUGUGCUCUCCAGGAGCGGCCCAGGAGAGUCCUGCACCACGUCCUGAGGAGCUGAAGGGUUUGGGCUGCUCCUCCCAAGCACUUGGGCUCCUGCCCCUUGUUUUUCAGGAGCAGGGCAGUGCCCAGAGCGGAGGUGGCACAGCCAGGGCAGGAUGAGGCCCCAGCAGCGGGGCUGGAGUUGGGGUGCAGCAGGGCAGAGCUCCUGGGGGGUUCAGAAGUGCCCUGCUCGGGAUGGGGAUGGGGAGUGAUGCUGUGUGCUGUGUCCCCACAGCUGCCCCACACCCUGCAGCAGCUCAGCCCGACCCAAACGUGUUGGAAACAGCAACUCCUUUAUUUACACCUGGUUUUCAUCCUCGUCUGCUCUGCUCCACAAGCUCUGUGGUGGCACCUCUGCCAAAUCCCUCUCCUGUAAAAAAAUACACCGCCAAAGCUUUUGGCAGUGAGGGACAGAAUUAGGGAAGUGAGGAGGAAUAAAGGGGCUGGUCCAGCCUCAUCUGGGGCAGAAAAACCUGCUCAGGGGGAGGCAGAGCCCACCUCAGCCCAGCCCUGCCACCCAACCUCUGGGUGCAGGAGCACAGGAAAGGAGCAGAGGAAUGGGAGCUGCUGGAGCCCCAUCCCUGGAGGUGCCAAAACGCAGAUGUGGCAUUUGGGGACACGGUUUGGUGCUGGGGGAAUGGUCGGGCUCGAUCACCUUGGAGGGAUUUUCCAAGCAGAGCGGUUCUCCCAGGCAGGAAUUCACAGCUCUGCUGCUCAGCCAGACUCGCCACCAGAGAGCAAUAAAUGCUCAUUUUUGCAGCGGGAGCGGCUUCCCUGGGUGAAAAACGCCAGUCACUUGGUUUUUAAAAUUUUUUAAAAGUUUCAUAAUGAUAAAAUGGUUGUAAAAAUAGUAAUACAAUUAGAGUAAUAAAGUUUAGAGUUAGGACGAUUACAAGACAAUAAAAAGCAAAGAAUUACGGACGUCCGGAUGCUCUUGGACACUAUGUCACAAAAAAGCAUCUCUUGUGAACAAAGGAAUAACCUUAAAAGCAACAGCCUGUUGCAUAUUCAUGUAUCUCAUACAUGAUGCAUAAAUUUUUUCCAAAUUAAGAACUUUUCUGGAUUUUGUCAACUUCUUCUCCUUAAUCUUGGUGGUUCCAAAAAGGCAGAGAGAAGGUGGAAGAAUGUUUGUCUUUUCUGAUAAGGAGGCAGGAACUCUUUAUGGGCCCCCUUUGCUGAUGUCUCUGUGUGAACAGUUUCUUGAUUAUCUCAUCUUCCUGCUUGAGCUUGUAACAAAUCCUAUAUGGCAGAAUUUCUACUUUAACAUUAUGUUGUAAUCUAAAACUGUAUUUAACACACUACUUAAGAGAAUUAAUACAGCGUAACUUUCUAACAUUACACAUAUAAAAUUUGUGAAAAGCCAAUCAUGAAGUAUGCAUUUUUCACAAUUGAACACACCACUCAAGAAAAUUAGUACAGCACAACUUUCUAACAUGAGACAUAUAAUAUUAAUUGUAAUAUUUGCAAAAAGCCAAACAUAAAACAUGCAUUUUUCACACCUGCAAACCCCGAGCUCGGCGUUCUCUCCAGCCUGGAGCACAGGGGAAGGAGGAGAGUUUUUCCCAGCUGAUCUCUUUGCUUUGGCAACCAGUGGCCAUCUGGGCUUCCCACCAGACCCUGCUCCCUGUCCCUCCUGCCCGUGCUGCCCUGCCUGGCUUUGGUAAAUGCAGUAUAUUUAUUUCCUCCCUGCUUCAGCUUCCUCUUCCAAUCCCUUCCAGGCGUUUGUCACCGGGGCAAUGAUUAUUUACUGUGUGUGUUUACCGAGCAUUGCUGCCGGGCAGCCUCACACCCAGCCCAGGGCAGGAGAAUCUCCCUUGGGGUGAAAUCCAGUGAGCUCAGGGCUCCCCAAAACCUCCCUGCCCCAGCCACCCCAUGGGCUGGUGCUCACCAUGCAAGGAUGUUUUCUGCAGCUUUUCAGGCAGUUCUCCUUUUUUAUUUUUGGUCUAGAUGGUCUGUAAGGAUCAUUCCGACCCCUCAACACCCUCUGGAUCUUUUCACACCCGGGGAAAUCAGGGUCUCACAGCUCUGUGCCAGGGGAAGAUGGGCAGCUGGAAAUCAGGGUGUGGAGAGGAGCUCUGGAAGGCCUGAGGGUUUUGUUUAAACACAGGCUCAGUGGCUGACUCAGCCCAGCUCCAGCAGGAAAACAGAGAUGUUCUGAUUCACACAGUGACUCUGGAGCUGCUUUGGAACCAAAUGUGUCCUCCUUAAAUCACAGCAAAACAAAUUUGUGGUGCCUGCAGGUGGAGAAGGUCUUCCUCCUUGGGAGCAUCCUGUAAAAUAUCAUUUUCCCCGUCCCUCCCACAUGCUGUGAUGCAGAGGGAUGAGAGCUCAGGGGGACCAGGGCUAAUUCAAAUUCACAAUACAGUGAAAUUGAAAGCUGUUGUUCAUGUGCACCAAGUCCUGGGUCGGUGCCCAAGGAAAGAUGAGGAUAUUCCAUCCCCCCAGCCGGUUUUGUGGGCAGAGAAAUGUGGGGACUUUGUGCCAGAGGAGGUCACCAGGUGGUGGCUCAGCUCCUGCAGCUCCUCUCAUCCUCCACCCUGCCCAGGGUGGGGAUGUUGGCCCUCAUUCUGUGGGACACCUGAGGGGUGCAGAGCCUGGCCAGGUCUGUGCUGCUGCUCCAGGAGAAAGCUCUGGGAGCAGAAGGAAUGUGGGAAUUGAGAAGGAAUGUGGGAAUUAUCCUGCAGAAAACAUCGACCACCAGCGCCCUGCCUGGAGGCAGAAAUAGGGGAAAGGGAAGGGAUGGAUCAAAUCUCCUCUGACACCAGCGGUGCUGUGGCGUGUGACUCCUUCCCCAGCCACGUGUGACCGCCUGUUCCAUGCCCAGGCCAGGAGUUUUCCUCCCUGCCUGCAGCCAGACAGGCUGGAAACAGGCCUGGAGGGAGGCACAUGCAGCAGCACCUUCCUUCCCAGCGCUUCCAGAGGCUGCCAGGAGCUGCAGGAGCAUCCCUGCUUGCAUUUGGUCCUUCCCCAGCUUGGCCUUCCAGGCACCAGCACUCCCAGUCCCGGCACUGUGAGCCCAUGUUUUGAUGCCUCAGGGGGAUGUUUAAGGCCUGGAAUAACGAGGGGCUGGAUUUCUCUCCCAUCUGUUCAUUGUUGGACAGUGGAAAUACCACGACAGGAAUAAUUCCUGCAUCAUCUGAGCUCAGGUGUGAGCCUCCCGUGGAAUGGGGAGAAAGGAAAUGCUGAUAAAUGGAAAUACAGAUAUGGACAGAGAGCUGGAUAUAUUUGGAUUUUCAUGGAAAUAAUUUGUUUCUGCAGAAACACAGCACCCAACAAUAACAGUUGUUAUCAGAGGGCAUUUUUUCAUCAUUCCUUCGUGGCACAGUGGUGCCAACUGGGCUGGAUGAGAGACCUGAGGUGGGGGAGCAGCGAGGCUGAGGCAGGGAUGAACCCGGAGCUCAGCUUGUCUCAGAGGUGGCUGCUCCUCUCCGGGCAGCCUCUCCUGCUGUUGCCUGGAUGGGUAAUGAGGAGUUGGUAAACACCAGCUGUUCUGCUAAGCAGAGCUGGGGGGAGUGUGUAAACUGGGUAAUUUAGAUUAAAAAUCAUUUGUUUGCA
Molecule: messenger RNA, 8481 nt
Organism: Taeniopygia guttata (zebra finch)
Lineage: Eukaryota; Metazoa; Chordata; Aves; Passeriformes; Estrildidae
Source: RefSeq, a predicted model, not a curated record